This is a messenger RNA of Neoarius graeffei (lesser salmon catfish), 6651 nucleotides long. RefSeq names its product cardiotrophin-like cytokine factor 1 (gene clcf1). Bases 312 to 1604 code for a protein of 430 amino acids. The record is from RefSeq and is a predicted model, not a curated record. Lineage: Eukaryota; Metazoa; Chordata; Actinopteri; Siluriformes; Ariidae. The transcript is spliced from 3 exons.
CACUCACUCAUUCACUCACUCACUCAUUGAGAUUCAAAGCGGACACGCGCAAACCGCGGACGCGCGCAAAACCAGACACGCGCGAAGCGGACACGCGGAGCUGCUCCUAAAGCCGCUCAUCCUCUCUUUAUAGACUCACGCUGAGUUGUUAAAGAGUCUCUCCGUGGUGUGUGUGUGUGUGUGUGUGUGUGUGUUUUUUUCCCCCCCGACAGUCUGGAGGAGUCACAGGACAGCUCUAAUCCGUUUCAUAAAAGUUUCAUAAACUUUCAGACAGAAGGAAAUCAAGUUCAUAAUCAGAUAAAAUUAGGAAAAUGAUGCGCCAGGAAGUCCAUCAGGCUCACCUCGUCCUGCUGUUGGCCGCCACUGUGGGCUGUGUUCAGGUGCAGGACCACGCGCUGAUGUUGUCCAAUGAGAGGAGCACGAUAGAAAGAACGUACGAGCUGACUAAAUACCUGAACCACCAGCUGAAGGAAAUUAAAGACACUUACCUCUCGUAUCUCGGUCCUCCAUUCAGUGAUCCAGGCUUCUCCCCACCGAGACCCAACAUCUCCUCCCUGGCGGUUCCCAGUGCAGCCACACGGGAGGACCUGUGGCGUGGUCUUGAGAACGGCGCCCGUCUGGCACAAAACCAGCGAGCCUACAGUGUACUGCUGUGUGCUGUGCGUGAGCUGGCACGCUCCACACUGUGCCCAUACCUCCAAAGCUCGCUCCUUCACUUCUGCUCCGGCCUCAGUGGACUCCUGGGCUCCAUUUCAGGGCUGAUGAAUGCCCUGGGCUACACCCCGCCCCUGCACGGCAAUGCUCCGCCUGGUCAGAAAUACACACCACUGUUGUCUUCGCCGUAUCAGCGGUCGAACGUGAACAGCCCUGCCCCUUUGAGGAACCACGCAUCUCGGGUUCAGGGCGGCCCGGGAGGAACGAGGGACGGAACAGCUGGAUAUGAAACCGAGAGGAAGAGGGAUAGAGAAAGGGAGAGGACUGAGCGAGGGAGGAGAGGGAGGCGGAGAGAUGGGGAGAGUUGGGCGGAGAGGGAGGAGGAGGAGCGGGAGGAAGGUCUGGAGAGGUGGAGGAGGAGGAGAAGACUGCUGACUGUCGAAGAUGAGGACGGCGGUAAACAAACAAGCGACAGCUACAAUCCGAACAGCAACAACAAUAACAACAUGAACAACACUCACACAAGUUCCAAGCACUAUUUCAGCAAAUAUGGCAAAGGCAAACAGUUUAACGUCAACAGCACAGGCAGCGAUGCCCGGUUUCCCACGGAAACGGAGAGAGAGCGAAGCAUAAGCGGAGGCGAAGAGGCAGACGAGUUCCGAGCGGAUGUCCCCGUCCUCUUUUCCUCUCCAUCCCUCCAUUCCGGACACUCUGGACACCCCGUAACCUCUCCCCACCCACCGCUCUCUCCCCUCUCCCUCCUUUACGCGUACGAAGAUGGGGUCACUGAGAUCGACUCGCACUUGAGCAUGGCCGCUCCCUCGCCGCGCCCUGCCCUCAACGAUUUCACACGGAAAGUAGAGGGAUUCUGGGUACUCAGAGAGCUGCAGAGUUGGCUGUUUAGAUCAGCCAAGGAUUUCACCAGACUGAAGAAGCGACUCCGUGUCUGAGUGUCUGACUCCGUGUGUGUGGGUGUGAGUGAGUAAGUGAGUUAGUGAAAGUUCUCAGAGAAAGGAACUCAAAAGGACUCACACUUUGCACUUGCAUGGAAAAAGUGACCAAAUAAAAGAAGACACAAGGAGAGACAGACCAGCUUUUCAGAGCGAGAUGCGAGUCAGCAGCUUAAGGAACGUGAAUCACAUUUCCGUCUUUUUCAGACGGAUGAAAAGAAGACAUGGAGCGGAAGUAAAGGGCAGAAAAGUGUCUGCUGUCUCAUAAACUGACUCAGCACAUGGUGACUCGUGAUUACUGGGUGCUUUUAUGCUCAUACACACUGUCACACUUCUCAUAAUGGGCCGUGUCAGGCAUCUUUGUAACCACUAUAGUAUGUGAUCUUCCACUUACCGCCAUACUGGGCCUUUUUCCACUGCAAGCUUCUGAACCUUUGACAUCAGAAAGUAGUAAAUGUCUUUUUUUUUCGCUGACCGCCGCUCACAAUUGGUACCAUGAAUAGGGUCGGGUGAGCAGAUCGUUAUUGCUAACCUUAUUGUAUACACAGAAUAACACAAUACAGAUUAAAGAAAAGAGAAUAGUCUCAUUCAAGCCAUAAAACUUUCUUUGAAGGCCAUAUAUAAGAAAGAUAUCGAUAUAUAUUUAACAGUUAUUCCACAAAAUCGAGUCGUACAUGAGCUGAUAGAGCUAUAAGCCAUGUACAAGAUUGAGUGGAAUAACUGUUUUAUUCUAUCCGCAUUCACUGGAUUUUGAGAAACAGAGCAUUUUUAUUUUUUAUUUUUUGCAAAAUCGAUAAAUAAAAUCUUUAUACAAAACGUCCGACAAAAUCAUUUCCGCUUAGAACGUAAACAAACCGGCGAAAUGACAGGAGCAAUUUGUGAAAAAUGCUUUAAUAAUAAUUCUUGAAAAAUAAAAAGACACGUUCUUACCGUCAAAUACUUUUAUUCCUUUUUUUUGUUGCUAUUUUUGUAUUUUUUGCAUUUUUGUCUUCAAGUAGAGUUUUUAUUUCGUCCUCGGUUGUUUCAGCAACACGCUCCGCCAUUUUGUUUUUCUCUACUCACGGUAUAUGAGCUGAUAUCCUAGUAGUAGAGUAGGCAAUCAGAGAGCACGAUUGCACAUAUCCAGUGAAUAUGCACAGAAUAAAAAUAUAUAUCACGACCUGUGAAUAUAUUCAUAACAUUUUAUAAUGCAUUAAUAAAUCAUUAUACUCUUUGACAUAAAAUCAAUUAUUUAUGAAAAGCCAUUAGAGUUGUAUAGCCAUAGUAAUAAUGCAUUUAUUAAUAGUUAUUAGAAUGCAAAGAAGUUCAACCCUGGUUUUCUUAGUGCAUUAUGCUUUUUUUUUCCACAAGUAGCUUUUACACUCAUAACUUUAUUUUUAAUCAACAGCAUCUCCAAUGUUUCAUUUAACAAUAUAUAGAGAUAUAAAGCACUAAAUUUUAAAAAAAAAUUGAAUUUCUAAAAAUUUUAUUAAAGAAAAUGUGAACCUGGCUUUAUUUGGUAUAAGUAUUAAAGUAUUAUACUGUAGCAAUGCCUUAUGAAUGCAUUAUAACAUGAUAUGAAUGUGCUCAAAGUUCAUAAAUAUGCAGUAAAAAUAUGAUUUUCAUCAAAACAUACCACUAAACUAUGCCAUUGCUUGUUCAUGGUGUUUACAGAAUGUUACCUGAACAUGACAUGCUUUUUUUUUUUUUUUAAGAGCGAUCACUUUUCUCCCAUCUUAAAACGUCUCCACUGGUUACCUGUCAGAGUGAAAAUUGAUUUCAUGAUCCUUCUCUUAACAUAUAAAUGUCUCAACGAUCAAGCACCAUUAAUCAAGAAUACAUUGAAGAACUGUUGACAAGUUACAAGCCUAAAACGUAACUUAAGAUCACCUCACCAAAGUUUGCUCACAGUACCACCAUCAAACUCAAAGAGCUACGGAGUCAGAGCAUUUAUGGUUUGUGCCCCGAGACUUUGGAAUUCGAUUCCAAUUAACAUCCGCACUGCGGAGAGUUUAAACAACUUUAAAUCUCUUCUCAGAGCAUUUCUGUUUGUAAAAUACUGUUGAUUUGAGUUGUUUUUAUUUGCUAAGCUUGUAAGAGUGCUGAGAUUUAGUGUGGUGCUCCACACUAGAACAAGACUCCAUCCGCACCAUUUGACGGUGGCUGUUGCUGCCUUUAUGUGAAAGCGUCUCUGCUACUGUGUUGGACGAACGUUACUGCUCGACCGCCCCAUUUUAGUUAACAGGCUACAGAUAAAAAGCUUGUUCAUCGUUCGCAAGCCCCGCCCACUAUCAACAGGGCAAAUAACAUGAGAGAGGGUUAACACUAGCUAGUUCAUCGCUCAGCAAGCAAACCCCGCUAUCAACAGAGCAAUGAACAUAGCGUCUCACUUCCUUCUCUGGGUGGAGUCUUGCCAAAUGACGACUGAAGUUCGAGGUUGUCCCCGUCGUCUCCUCGAUAGUUCUUGUACAUAUGGAACACAUACAGUAGCAGUGCAUUUUUUCACACUGCACAAGAAGUCUGUAUAAGCAAAGCGGACAAUCCUAGGGACGUUCUGUCCAGGCAUUUUAGCACCAUUAAGGUUAGUUUGUUCCUGAACAUGACGUAUGAACAGGUGAAUGUGCAUUCUCUUGCACCAAAUUAGUACAAAAAUUAAUGUACAUAUAAAUAUUUUCAUGCCAAAUUAUUAUGGCAUGUUACGAAAAAUAAAGACAAAAUCCGAGUCCUCGUCUCCGAUUUAUGAGUCCGAAUGCAGUUAGUGCACGAGUCCGAAUCCAAGUCCGAGUCAUCAGUGCUCAAGUCAAAGUUGAGUAAUGAGUCCUUAAAAUUAGGGCACGAGUCGAUAUAUAUAUAUAUAUAUAUAUAUAUAUAUAUAAAAUCUCAUUAUCUCUAGCUGCUUUAUCCUGUUCUACAGGGUCGCAGGCAAGCUGGAGCCUAUCCCAGCUGACUACGGGCGAAAGGCGGGGUACACCCUGGACAAGUCGCCAGGUCAUCACAGGGCUGACACAUAGACACAGACAACCAUUCACACUCACGGUCAAUUUAGAGUCACCAGUUAACCUAACCUGCAUGUCUUUGGACUGUGGGGGAAACCGGAGCACCCGGAGGAAACCCACGCGGACACGGGGAGAACAUGCAAACUCCGCACAGAAAGGCCCUCGCCGGCCACGGGGCUCGAACCCGGACCUUCUUGCUGUGAGGUGACAGCGCUAACCACUACACCACCGUGCCGCCCAUAUAUAUAUAUAUAAAAUCAUUAAUUUUAUACUCAGUGAAAUGCACCUUCCUCAAAUUUACAUCUUUCCCCCCCAUACAUAUAAUCACAUAUUACUCACAUAAACUUUUGAUCCUCUAUGAAACACGUGUGAUUUUUUUCCCCCCCGUCAAAAAGGAAACCUUUAUUGCAUACUUUUCAUCUGGAAUGCAAAUCUUUGUGUGCCUUUAAUACUUAUUUAAGCCUCAUAAUAGAACCUUAAACAUGGCAGGUGUAAACGAAUUUUGUUUAAAAGAUACCGCAAAUUCACUUUCCCAGAUGGAGGAUACAUAAUAAAGGUAGAGAAGACAAGCCGUGACAAGCAACGGUAUAGUUUAAUAGCAUUUUAUUCUGUGAGGGUUAUUGCUGGUGGGAGCCUCAAUAGCAUCAUUGUGCUGUUUUAUUUCAUGACCUUUUAUUUCUCAAAAACAAAAAAAAAAGAAAACGUGUCAGCACAGUGCAUUUACAGUUUAAACGGAGCACAAAUAAAACAGAAACGCUUUCAUUUCCAAAGCCUAUCAGAUGCCAACUUUAAUUUUGCUGGUUAAAUAAAUGUUUGAUCAGAUCAAGGGAAAAUAAUCCAAUCAUGUUCAGCCAAACUUUUCUUCCAUGUUGGACUUCAUAGCAGUGUUUUUACACUUUCUUUUUUUCUUUUUCUUUUUUUACUGUCAUGACUGUGAUGUCAAUUUCUGUAAAAAAAAAAAAAAGAGCUAGAACUUUGGGUUCUCUUGGAUCAUGUUUGGGAAGUUCUUGUUUUUAGGAUGUGCAGUGGAAAAAGGUCCAGUGUGUGUGUGUGUGUGUGUGUGUGUGUGUCGCACUGAGGUGGCGCUCAAAGGAAGCACAUCCACAAAUGGACCAGGAAUCCUUUCUCACAUGUAAAGCGACAUUGCUUUAUAUUUGUAUAUUUUGAAAAAAAAAUUUGCUAAAAAAAUAUUCUGUAAUAUUUAUUAAAGGGUUUAUUUAUUAUACUUUGGUACUAUUUGAUGAAAUGAAAUGAAAUGAAAUGGAGUGGCUUGAUUAAAUCCUGGUUUGAAGUGCUUUUCCUCUGGCUGCCCUGUUUGUGUGAACGAGGUCUCAUGGCUUGAGGGGAAAGCAGGCUGACUCGAAGGAUACAGAGUUUUAUUAGUCUGUCGAAAUGAAAUUUAUGGCCAGUCUUUCAUCUAACACCACAGUCUCUCAUCUAUGUCUCAUCUCUUCCUCUCGAUCUGUCUCUCUCACGCCUCUCCUUUUUCCUCCUCACACUCACCUACUAUUUUGCUCUCACACUUGCACACACAAUAAACACAAGGUACGCAUGAACGGUUAAGGUGACGAAUGCGAUAUACAGUCAUGUGCUGUAAACACUGUGGCCACACACACACACACGUACAUGCAAACACACAUAGACAUGCACUCACACACACAUACGCAUGAAUGAAGCGGCGCGCCCUCCAGUCUGUGUUUGGGGAAAAAGUAAAGAAUCGGUGGGAAUCUUUCUCUUCCCUUCAAGCUACACACCUGCAUGUGGCCAGUUGUGAAAAAACCACACCCAACACACACUACACUCACACGCAUACACAAGCACGCACACACGAACAUACACACACGCGCACCCUCGACCUUCGUUUUAUGAAAUUAUUUCUAAAGACAGGAUAUGGUUGUUGAGGUUCAUACACUGUGUGUGUGUGUGUGUGUGUGUGUGUGUGUGUGUGUGUGUGUGUGUGUUUGACCCUCACCUUAACCUUUGUGUUUUAUCUGAUUAGGUUUUUAGCUUUUGUAAUGAGAUUUUGGUCUCUCACACCCACUCAGUACUUUAUAAACAGUACUUUAUUAGAA